AUGGCAAAUCAACCUGCCCUGAUUUCAUCAAUUGAUCCCCAAACAGAUCCCGUCGGCUACUUAGGCUUCAUUCGCCAUCCCGACGGCUCGAUAAUCCGGCAACAAGUUGUAGAACCAACCACCUCAAUCUCCUCAUAUGAAAACAAUCCUCGUCUUCUUGUUAAAGACAUUCCUGUCAACCAAUCCAAGGGUACCUUUGUUCGCAUAUUCCUACCUAAGCAAGCGAUUGAUCAAACAUCCGAUCAUGUUGGCAAGAAACUCCCACUUAUAAUUUUCAUGCACGGUGGAGGAUAUGUGAUCAUGAAUGUCAAUACCCCAAAUUUCGAUGAGUUUUAUGAUACCUUUACUGUUGGCAUUCCAGCAGUGAUUGUAUCUAUGGAAUAUCGUCGUGGGCCGGAGCAUCGCUUGCCCGCGGCAUAUGAAGACGGGAUUGAAACUCUGCAAUGGAUCAAGAACUAUCUUCCUCGCGAGGAAUGGUUUAGUAAAAAUGCUGAUUUUGGCAAUGCUUUUCUCAUGGGAAACAGUGCGGGAUCCAACUUAGCAUAUUUUCUUUCUUUGAGGGCUUCUUCACUGGCUUCUGAAUUGCAUCCUUUGAAGAUCAAAGGCGCGAUCUUGCACCAACCAUUUAUAGGUGGAACAAAGAGGACAGAAUCCGAGUUAAGGAAUCUGAAUGACAAGAUAUUACCGCCUUGCGUUACUGAUAUCAUGUGGGAAUUAGCUCUGCCCGUUGGUGAAGAUAGAGAUCAUGAGUUCUGUAAUCCAGCUUUGAGCAUCAAAUCGGGUCAAUUUGAUAGGAUAAAAGCUUUGGGAUGGAAGAUUUUGGUGACUGGAUACGAAAAUGAUGUGAUGCAUGAUCGUCAAGUUGAGCUUGUGAAAAUGAUGGAAGAGAAUGGAGUGAAUAUUGUGGCUAAAUAUGAGGAAGGAGGUUACCAUGGAUAUGAAGCUUCUGACCCUGCUAGAAUGAAGUCUCUCUGUGAGGUUGUCAAGGAAUUUGUCAAAAUCCAUAGCAACUGA
This is a messenger RNA of Oldenlandia corymbosa var. corymbosa, 1014 nucleotides long. NCBI's taxonomy places the organism in Eukaryota, Viridiplantae, Streptophyta, Magnoliopsida, Gentianales, Rubiaceae. The record is from the annotation of a GenBank genome assembly.